AUGCCGCCAUUGUGCAACGGUGGGGUUCCGCGAGACGGAGGGCGGGUCAUGCGGCCUACCAGCGUGGAAGAGCUGUCGGGCCGCAUGAGCCGUGCCCUCAAAGAGGUCUGCGAUGCGGCCAUGCCGAGGACCCGUCGCAGAGCCCAGCGCCGGCAUGUGUACUGGUGGUCGCCCGAAAUAGCCGAGCUUCGGGCGACAUGCAAUCGGGUGUGGUGGGCCUACGUCCGUUGUCGAAGACGCAACGGCCUGGAUGUGGACCUGGAGGGACAGCUUUUGGCCGCUUACUACCAGCUAAAAAAGGACCUGCAGCUGGCAAUAAGUCGGGCCAAAGAGAAGGCGAGGAAAGAGAUGCUGGUGAGCCUCAACCGAAACCCAUGGGGGCGAGCAUAUCGAGGGGUUCGCGGAAAAUUCCGCACCCAAACUACCCCCGUGACGGAGUCGCUGCCGCCGGAGCUCGUUCUGCGCCUGAUGGCCCCUCGCUCUGUGAUAGAAGACCUAGUGGCUCCACUACCACCAUUGAUCGCGGAGCGAGAAAUGGAAAUGGCCCUCGGCCGCUUGAGGACCAAAAACACGGCGCCGGUUCCGGACAGUGUUCCAGGGCGUGUUCUGUGCGAUGCCCUGGAAUACCUGUCUGCGCAGCGGGCAGUUUCCGAAGCCUUGGAAGCAAGGGAAGUUGGUGCUCUUGCCAAAGGAGGGGCGGGCACCAGGCUCCUAUUCGAUUCUCGCAGCUCGUCUCGUUCAACACCUCGACGAGGGCGGUCCGGGUCUCUCGGAGGCUCAGUUCGGGUUCAGGGCGGGCCGUUUAACGAUCGACGCCUUGAACGCCCUGAAGACUCGGACCACGGAAGCAGUGGCAAGUGCAAGUGGGCACAAGUGGGUGGGCAAGUGGUCCUGGCGGUGUCGUUAGACGUUGCAAACACCUUUAACAGUCUCCCAUUCGAGACGAUCAGGGAGGCACUCCGAUACCAAGGGGUGCCAAUCUAUCUGAGGAGACUGUUGGAGGCGUAA
Molecule: messenger RNA, 1008 nt
Organism: Nymphalis io (European peacock)
Lineage: Eukaryota; Metazoa; Arthropoda; Insecta; Lepidoptera; Nymphalidae
Exons: 3
Coding region: 1-1008 (335 amino acids)
Source: RefSeq, a predicted model, not a curated record